AUGUGGUUGAAUGUUUUAACUGUUCUGUCAUUUAUCUGUUUCGGAUUUUUAUUAGAUGUAAGUUCUGGGAAUGCUGAAUCAAUGGAUGCUGAUCUUGUGAAAAAAAUUAACCAUGUUAACGACAAAUUGGAAACCAUGGUCAGCAAUUACCACGAGCUUCUUAAAACAGUUCGAGAUGACGGACUUAAACUUGAUUCUCUGAUUAAACAAAACCAAACUUUAAAUCAAAGGCUUAACAAUACUGUGGACAAAAUGGAGAAACUAGUUACAAAUGAACAAUUCUUAAAUCUAACGAUCCAGGCAUUACAAACACUUACCUCAGAACAACAACGUGCGAUAAAUGAAGAAAAAAACAUGUCUAAAAAAUUGACAAGCAAUUACAGCGAUCGUCUGUUCAACGUAAAUCGCGAAGUUGAAUUUCUGAAAAAACAAAACCGUUAUUUAGAACGAACGCUUAAUAUCACUGUGGAAAAAAUGGAGAAGUUAAUGUCAGAAAAGGAAACAUCAAGUUAUAACAUUGAGAAUUUACAAAACAUUACUUCACAACAAAAACAUGAGUUAAAACAAGUAGAAAAUAAAUCCAAAGAAUCGACGAUUUCCAUAGGAUUCUCUUUGACUUUAUUGAAUGACGAAUUACAGGAACUGACAAAUUCCACACGUAUUGGCUUUAAAAAUGUAAACGGAAAAAUUUUAAAGGAAAAGAAAUUGCUGAGAACAGAAAUGCAGAAUUUUGAGAAACGGAUUAAACAAAGGAUUAACAAAAAGCUUGAAAAAAUAGACCCUGGUUGUCAACAGCCUCUACAGGCAGGAUCAUGUUCUGAUUAUACUGUGAAUUAUUUCUUUAAUACAAAUUCAAGCAAAUGUGAGAGAUUCUGGUAUGGUGGCUGCCAAGGAAAUCAAAAUAAUUUUAAAAGCGACGAAGAAUGUCAAGCAGCAUGUGUUCAAGUUGGGGCAAUUGAUUUACAAAAGAUCACAAAGGAUGUAAUUGACUUAAACACAAAAGUUUUUAAUUUAGAGUCAUCGACAGAUAAGUCGCUGUCAAACCUUACAUUGAUCUCUUCUAAGUUGGAAAAGACCUUUAAGGAUGUACAAGAACUGAAACCAGAUGUUGAUGGACAAUGGAGCAGUUGGAUAGAUACACCUUCCAGUGUAACGUGUGGUGUUGGUUGCCGUUUGCGGUAUCGCGAAUGUUCUAAUCCAUAUCCUCAACAAGGCGGGAAAAAAUGUACAGGAAGUAGAAAUAAACAUGUCAAGUGCCAGCAGUAUGACCCUUGUCCAGUGCAUGGAACAUGGAGUGUUUGGAGCGAAACCACUUGCAGUGUAACAUGUGGUGUUGGAACCAGUUUACGAUAUCGCAACUGUUCUAAUCCACAUCCGCAAUAUGGAGGGAAUAACUGUACAGGCAAAAGUAUAGACCAUGUCAUAUGUACUCAUACUGACAAAUGUCCAGCACAACUCGUACAACCGUCUAUAAGAAUCGAGCCAACUUUCCAAACAGUGAACGAAUUUGAGACAGCAGAAUUCAGAUGUAUUGCAACUGGUCGACCAACACCAACAGUAGAAUGGCGAAGAGGAACUGGUACUAUGAACCCCAGUGCUGUAAUAUCUGGUGGUGUGUUGAAGAUACCAGCUGCUCUAAGAAGUGACGAGGCCCAGUACUUCUGCCAGGCUAUAAAUGUAGCAGGAAGCACACUAGAUAGAACCAUUCUUUAUGUAAAAUCUAAUCCACGACCACUGACACUCAUUGUACGACAAGUAGCCAUUAUUGCAACAAUAGGAAAUACCGAACAACUUAUUUGUUAUAUUGACGAUAAUUCCGUCAGACCUACGUUGAUCUGGUCAAGGAAUGGAGGUCUUCCGUCAGGCUCAAGACAAGACAAUGGUGUUUUGACCUUGAACAACAUUCAGUCAUCUCAUGCUGGUUCCUAUGUGUGUUCAGGUAAAACACCAAAUGGAGCCAUGGGAAAAGCCACAGCUACUCUGACUGUACGACCUGAAAUAGAAACCACAGUUCCAAAUGCAUCAGUGACACCAGAUAGAACAACUAUCUCCGAGGGAACUAAUGGUACCAUUAGAUGUAACGUCACUGGUACCCCACAACCCAAGAUAACAUGGUCGAAAUCUAGAGGAGAAUUGACAGAAAGACACCAGGUAUUUCGAGAAACGUUAAUAAUUACUAAUGCCCAAGUAGAGGACCGUGGGGUAUACAUCUGCCGUGCUGAGAAUACUGCAGGGUUAGGACAAGACAGGGCCAUUGUAGAAGUUCAAAGAAGAGUUAAGCUUAGGUUGGACAUCUAUCCAGGAAUAUCUCAGACAAUUAUGAUGGGAGAAAGCGCAUUGUUUAGAUGUCGUGUAAUGGGCGGAGACCCUCCUCCAAAUGCAACAUGGUCUCGAGCUGGAGGACAGCCAAUCGUGUCCACCAUAGACACGACGGAUAAUGGAGUCAUCAAGUUUAAAGACGUGACAGGGGAGGAGUCAGGCGUUUACAUUUGCACGGUCACAAAUGAAAUGGGAUCUGUGACAGCGACAGCCACACUACGAGUUAUUGGUAAGGUUCCAUCAACAGUAUCUGUCUUUACCUACCGUCAGUGGUUAACAUUCAAUAUAGUUCUCCUAUUCACAGUAUAUCAACAGUAUUUGUCUAUACCUACCGUUGGUGGUUAA
This is a messenger RNA of Mytilus trossulus (common blue mussel), 2664 nucleotides long. Its product is annotated as basement membrane-specific heparan sulfate proteoglycan core protein-like. The record is from RefSeq and is a predicted model, not a curated record. Bases 1 to 2664 code for a protein of 887 amino acids. Gene Ontology annotation, molecular function: serine-type endopeptidase inhibitor activity. NCBI's taxonomy places the organism in Eukaryota, Metazoa, Mollusca, Bivalvia, Mytilida, Mytilidae. The transcript is spliced from 14 exons.